Molecule: messenger RNA, 1355 nt
Organism: Cryptomeria japonica (Japanese cedar)
Lineage: Eukaryota; Viridiplantae; Streptophyta; Pinopsida; Cupressales; Cupressaceae
Product: glucan endo-1,3-beta-glucosidase
Exons: 2
Coding region: 60-1109 (349 amino acids)
Biological process (GO): carbohydrate metabolic process
Cellular component (GO): plasma membrane
Molecular function (GO): hydrolase activity, hydrolyzing O-glycosyl compounds
Source: RefSeq, a predicted model, not a curated record
ACGCCCCCGCGAACAUCUUCACCACAUUUUCUCCAUCUGUGCGUAGGAACAUAAUCAUCAUGGAGUUCCUCAAGCAGCAUAGAUUUAUGUUUCUGCUAAUCUUCUUUAUUGUCAUUCUCCUGAGCUCGAUGAUUGCAGAUUGUGAGCAGAUAGGUGUCAACUACGGAAUGAAUGGAGACAAUUUGCCAAGCGCAAGCGACGUGGUUUCUUUGAUGAAGAAUAACAACAUCGGGAAAAUGAGAAUUUUCGGACCAAACGGAGAUGCACUGCGGGCGUUUGCAAACUCUGGCAUCGAAGUAAUUGUAGGAGUGGGCAACAGCGAAUUGCAGGCCGUUGCUUCCAGCCAAGAUUCUGCAAACGGGUGGGUUAAUGACAACAUUAAACCUUUCUAUCCUUCCACUAAUAUCAAAUACAUUGCUGUAGGAAACGAAGUUUUGGGAACGUCAAGCAAUGCUCAGUACGUGUCAUUUCUUGUUUCUGCAAUUAAAAACAUUCAAACGGCGCUUGAAAAUGCCAAUCUGCAGAACAACAUCAAGGUCUCCACAGCACACGCCAUGACCGUCAUUGGUACCGGCUUCCCUCCCUCAAAGGGAACGUUCAGUGACACGGUGAAAGAUAGCAUGAGCACUAUUCUCCAAUUCCUCCAAGACCAUGGCUCUCCUUUCAUGGCCAACGUCUACCCCUAUUUCAGCUAUGACGGCAAUAGGGAUUCCAUCAGCUUAGAAUACGCGCUUUUCAAGUCCACAUCUCCUGUCGUGACAGACCGAGAUUUGUCCUACACCAACUUGUUUGACGCCAUGGUCGAUACUCUUCUCUCUGCAAUGGAGUCCUUGGGACAUUCACACCUCCCAAUUGUGAUAACUGAAAGCGGAUGGCCUUCUGCAGGCAAGGAUGUGGCAACCAUUGAGAAUGCCCAGACUUACAAUAAUAAUCUCAUCAAACAUGUAUUGUCCAAUGAUGGGACGCCAAAGAGACCUGGAAGCGGCAUUGAGACAUAUAUCUUCGCUCUUUUCAACGAGAACAAGAAGGAAGGCGAUGAGACGGAGAAACACUUUGGCCUUUUCAACCCUGAUGAGCAGCCUGCCUACCCUGUAAACUUCUCCCCUUAACUAGUCUUAUGUGUCUAAGUGUUGUUGCAACGAUAUUGAAUCGUUUGCAGUGAAGCCUUUUGGAUAAAAAUAAAUUGUAGGCAGUAUUUAAUAGUUUAUGUUGAAUAAAAUUCAUGGAAUUAGCGUGCAAAAAUGAAUCUCCCUUUGGAGCUUCUCAUCAUGCUUCAUACGGACACUUGUCCUUUCAUGUCAUUAAAUAUUUUACUGAAGAUAUAUAGUACAGGGCUCUUCCUGAACUUACAUACA